Messenger RNA from Neltuma alba, 1326 nucleotides. Its product is annotated as vinorine synthase-like. NCBI's taxonomy places the organism in Eukaryota, Viridiplantae, Streptophyta, Magnoliopsida, Fabales, Fabaceae. The transcript has a single exon. The record is from RefSeq and is a predicted model, not a curated record. The coding region runs from base 1 to 1326 and encodes 441 amino acids.
AUGAUAACCAGAAGCACUGAGAAAAUGAAGAUAGAAGUUGAAAUAAUCUCUAAGGAAAUCGUAAAGCCUUGCUCUCCUACACCUCAACAUCUUCGUCAUUACCAUCUCUCCUUCCUCGAUCAGUUAUGUCCGGAAGUCAACAAUUCAUGGGUCUAUUUCUACGAUACUCGCACUUCAAACCUAGGAUGCAUCGACGACGAUGCUUCCGACCACCUCAAGAAAUCAUUAUCUAAAGUCUUAUCCGACUACUACCCACUCGCCGGAAAACUCAUAGAUAACAGUUUCGUAGACUGCAACGACGACGGCGUCCCUUACAUAGAAACCAGAGUCAGGUGUCGCCUCAACCACGUCAUCGAGAAUCCCUCUCCGGCCGUCGUCAGCAAACUGCUUCCCUAUGAAAUGGAUGAAGCCGUCGACACACUUCUCGGAGUCCAAGUCAACGCCUUCGAUUGCUGCGGAAUGGCCAUCGGAGUAAGCAUCUCCCACAAGGUUGCCGAUGCGCUGUCGUAUUUCCAGUUCGUCAAGAGCUGGGCCGCCGUAAGCCGUGGCGAACCAGAACAAAAAAUCAGAACCCACUUCCAAUCUUCCUCACUCUUCCCACCAAAAGACAUGUCGGGAUACAACCUUGAAUUUCACAUCGACAAAAUCGUGUGCAGGAGGUUCAGUUUUGAAGCAUCAGUGAUAGAAUCUCUGAGAGCAAAACAUUCCGAAAAGAUGAAGAACCUUCUUGAUGAUGAAGACAAUCAAAAACCCCCUUCAAGAAUAGAAGUACUGUCAACUUUCAUAUGGACAAGAUUUCAGGAAGCCACUAAAGAAGAAGGAAGCAGGAAAAUUCACUUAGUCGCAUGGACAGUGGAUCUCCGCCAAAGAAUGGAGCCUCCAUUACCAGAAUAUGCGUUUGGCAACUAUGUGUGGUUGAUUCGAACGUUUCCAACGUUAGACGAGAAAGGAGAGUGUAAUGACCUUGGAAUGAAGUUAAGAGAGGAACUAAAUAAAAUAGACCAGGAUUUCAUUGUGAAGCUUGGAGAAGGUGAAAAUCAGUGGAAAGCUGAUCAACAGAGAAGUAGCAGUGGUGAUGGGGAAGAAAUAGUGGCGUUUGCUUUCAGUUCGUUGUGCAGGUUUCCAGUGUACGAGGUUGAUUUUGGAUGGGGGAAUCCGACGUGGGCAGGACCACCUACGUGGAAAUUCAAGAACGCUGUUGUGUUUAAAGACGCCAUAUCUGGCGGUGGUAUUGAAGCUUAUGUGAGUCUCGCUGAGGAGGACAUGACAAAAUUAGAAAGUGACGAGGAAUUUCGGGCACAUGUUUCUACCACAGGGUUAACUUAA